AUGACACCCUAUCCGGACUUUAAGUUAAAUCACAUGUUCUCGAUGCUGGUAGUAGGCCCGACCCAAUGCGGGAAAACGUAUUUUGUUGAACAGUUGCUAACAAAGAAUUGUAUCAAGUACCCUAGCAAGAAAUCUACACGAAUUUACUGGUUUUAUAACCAAUGGAAACGUUGCUAUGCAACUUUGCAAAGAACGCUGGGUGAUGAGAUAGAGUUUGCCCAAGGUUUACCAGACCUUAGCGAAGAUCUAAGGGAAAUUGACCCCAAGUUUAACAACGUGUUGGUGUUUGAUGACCUCAGCCUGACCACAGAUAGUCCACUACUUUCGCUGUUAUUCACUCAAGGGAGACAUCGCAAUGCGAGUGUGAUAUUAUUGCUGCAAAAUAUGUUUCCCAAAGGAAAAUUCAACACUGAUAUCAGCAGGAAUGCUCAGUAUAUGGUCCUCUUUCGUAGCCCUAGUGAUCGUAAGCAGAUGGAUAUAAUAGCAGAACGGAUUUUUCAAAAGACAAAUCCAACUUUAUGA
Molecule: messenger RNA, 522 nt
Organism: Porites evermanni
Lineage: Eukaryota; Metazoa; Cnidaria; Anthozoa; Scleractinia; Poritidae
Source: the annotation of a GenBank genome assembly